Messenger RNA from Pelmatolapia mariae (spotted tilapia), 1047 nucleotides. RefSeq names its product immunoglobulin kappa light chain-like. NCBI's taxonomy places the organism in Eukaryota, Metazoa, Chordata, Actinopteri, Cichliformes, Cichlidae. The coding region runs from base 1 to 1047 and encodes 348 amino acids. The transcript has 5 exons. Gene Ontology annotation, biological process: response to bacterium. The record is from RefSeq and is a predicted model, not a curated record.
AUGGCAUCUGCACAGUUUGUCUUCUAUCUGACAUGUUUGUUCUUGAGGGAAACAGUUCACACAAAUGACCUCAAAUUCUCCUUGUCUGUUCAUCAAGAAAGACAUUUUGUAUCAGCUAAUACUGGGGACGAUGUGACUCUGCGCUGUUUCUAUGAAGGUAAUGAUGUGGCAAGACUUUACUGGUAUAAGUUAAAUUUGGGAAAGGAAUCAAAGCUCCUUUGUACUGUCAACACAGUGGACAAUCAAGCCAUGUUUCAUGAUGAAUUCAACACUGAUCCACGAUUCACAGUGAAUUUUGAAAAAGGAAAGAUUGACUUAAAGAUAACAGACCUGCAAAUUUCAGACUCUGCUACUUACUAUUGUGCAAGCAGCUAUGGAUACAGGUUUACAUUUGCAGAGGGUACUGUCAUUGAUGUAAAGGGUUCAGGGUCGAACAUCCCAACUUUAGUGCAGCAGUCAACAUCUGAGACCAUCCAACCAGGAGGCUCUGUGACUCUGAACUGUACAGUACAAACUGGGACCUGUGAUGAAGAACACAGUGUUUACUGGUUCAGAGACUCUGAAGAAUCUUUCCCAAGAAUCAUUUACACCCAUGAAGGCAGGAAUGAUCAGUGUGAGAGGAAACCCAACACACAGACACACACUUGUGUCUACAACCUGCCAAUGAAGAGCCUGAAUACGUCUCAUGCUGGGACCUACUACUGUGCUGUUGCCUCAUGUGGACACAUACUGUUUGGAAACGGGACCAAGCUGGAGUAUGAGAGGAACUGUUGUGUCUCUGUAUAUUUCUUGAGUGGAGCUUUGGCAUUCACCACACUUCUAAGUGUUUUAAUGGCUUUAUUACUGUAUGUGACCCACAAGAGAAGCAACUUUAAACACGCAGCAGUCGCACAGGUUUUGACUGAGCGUCUUGGAGGUGACACACAUAUCUCAUGUUCAGUGGUUUUACCUGCUUUCUGCCACCUGCAUCACACCAUGGAGGUCUUCAAUGAAGACUCGAACUAUAUGGUCAAAUUUAAGACCGCCUUCACAGAGAACCUAUCCUAA